Molecule: messenger RNA, 783 nt
Organism: Diorhabda sublineata
Lineage: Eukaryota; Metazoa; Arthropoda; Insecta; Coleoptera; Chrysomelidae
Exons: 2
Coding region: 1-783 (260 amino acids)
Source: RefSeq, a predicted model, not a curated record
AUGAGAAAAUUAGUGUUAGUGCUGUUUUUUGUGAUUGGUGCUUACGCACAGGACAAUUUUGAAAAUACCGGAGUUCGACUAGCGCUUAAAAUUUAUGAUGACUGUACGAAAGCCGAGGGAUUUUCAGCGUGUCUAAAGAAAAAAGCUAUUACUUUUUUGGAUAGAAUAAGCCGUAUGGAUAAAUUAAACUUAGCCGAUGGAGUCACUGUCCAAAAAGUGCCUGAUGCAUCUAUUGAAGGACCAGCUGUUACAGAAGACCAGCUAGACAACACACUUCCGAGAGCUUCUGAUGCUAAAGAUGCAGCUCUCACUAAAAUGCUUCUAGACAAGGCUAGCCGCUUCGUAUCAUCAAGAUCAAUUGAAGUAGCCCUUCCAAAAAUUCAGGCUGCUGAUCUCAUCGAGGAAGGUCGUAAAAAGGGAGGCGGUGGAAUGGGUGGUAAAGGUGGAAUGAAAGGAAUGAUGGGAGGAAUGAUGAUGGGCAUAGCCGCGAAAAUGGCGGCUUUGAUACCAAUAGCUAUCGCUGGUCUCUUUUUAUUAGCCGGUAAAGCAUUGAUCACUGCAAAGAUAGCUCUUCUGCUUUCUGGAAUUAUCGCCCUGAAGAAAAUUUUCGCAGCUAAGCAAGGAGGUAGUGGUGGUGGUCAUGGAGGAAGCGGAUGGCAGUCUGGAGGAGGACAUGGGGGCAGUGGGGGUGGCGGUGGUUGGCAAUCCAGCGGAGGCGGCUGGGACAAGAGAUCUUAUAACGAAGGUGCUAAUCUCGCAUACAAUGCCUACAAACCUCAAUAA